Messenger RNA from Chelmon rostratus (copperband butterflyfish), 876 nucleotides. RefSeq names its product calcium channel, voltage-dependent, gamma subunit 5b (gene cacng5b). The transcript is spliced from 6 exons. Gene Ontology annotation, cellular component: postsynaptic density membrane; AMPA glutamate receptor complex. Lineage: Eukaryota; Metazoa; Chordata; Actinopteri; Chaetodontiformes; Chaetodontidae. Gene Ontology annotation, biological process: neurotransmitter receptor internalization; neurotransmitter receptor transport, postsynaptic endosome to lysosome; positive regulation of synaptic transmission, glutamatergic. The coding region runs from base 1 to 876 and encodes 291 amino acids. Gene Ontology annotation, molecular function: channel regulator activity; voltage-gated calcium channel activity. The record is from RefSeq and is a predicted model, not a curated record.
AUGAGCACGUGCGGCAGGAAAGCCCUGACACUGCUGAGCAGCGUCUUUGCAAUCAGCGGCCUGGGGCUGCUGGGAGUGGCGGUCAGCACCGACUACUGGCUGUACCUGGAGGAGGGCGUCAUUAUGCCUCUGAACCAGAGCACCGACAUCAAGACCUCGCUGCACUCCGGCCUCUGGAGAGUCUGCUUCCUGUCUCAGAUAUCUCCCUCCUCAGUUUCACUCUUGUCUCCUCCCCCUGCAGGCGAAGAGUCCGGUCGCUGCUUUACCAUCGCGUACAUCAUGCCCGUGAACAUCCAGUUGACGUCAGAGUCCACAGUGAACGUGCUCAAGAUGAUCCGCUCAGCCACUCCCUUCCCUCUGGUCAGCCUCUUCUUCAUGUUCGUCGGCUUCGUCCUCAACAACAUCGGCCACGUUCGUCCUCACCGCACCAUCCUGGCGUUCGUCUCCGGAAUCUUCUUCAUCCUCUCGGGACUGGCUCUGGUGGUGGGUCUGGUGCUGUACAUCUCCAGCAUAAAUGAUGAAAUGCUGAACAGGACUAAGAGCAGUGAGGCCUAUUUUACCUAUAAGUACGGCUGGUCAUUCGCAUUCGCUGCCAUCUCCUUCCUGCUCACUGAGAGUGCAGGCGUCAUGUCCGUCUACCUGUUCAUGAAGCGCUACACGGCAGAGGAGAUGUACCAACCUCGCCACCCCAGCUUCUACCGCCCUCGCCUCAGCAACUGCUCCGACCACUCGGGCCAGUUCCUUCACCCAGAGGCCUGGUCACGUGGGCGAAGUCCCUCCGACAUCUCGAGCGAAGCUUCGCUCCAGAUGAGCGCCAGCUACCCCGCUCUCCUCAAAUGCCCCGACUACGAUCAGGUCUCCUCUUCACCCUGCUGA